GCGCGUCGUUUUGUUUUUACACUGCUUUGGUUUAUAAAAUGAAAAAAAAUUAAAAAUCAAAUCGGGAAAAUGGCCCAGUACACGCCCCGCCAGCUGCUGACAGUGCCCAAAGCCCAGGAUUUUGGAUUUCCGUACGCCCCAUACGAAAUCCAGGAGCAGCUGAUGCAGGAGCUCUUCCAGGUGCUCGAAAAGGGCCAAGUGGGGAUAUUUGAAAGUCCCACUGGGACGGGAAAGUCCCUGACUCUCACCUGUGGCUCCCUCACAUGGCUGGCAAGACACGAAGAGCUGGUGCGGGCGGAAAUGCUGGCGAGGAUUCGCGAAGUGGAGCAGGAGUUGGCUAACCUGGAAAAGGAGGGCGAGCAGACGAAGGAUUGGUUUGGAAGCCAGGGAAGGUCCAGGAUGCAACGGGAGGAACUUCGUGACCUGCAGCACUUACAGCAACUACUAGAUAAACAAGAAGAACAACUAGCGCAAAUCAAGAAGCAGGCUAAAAUCCAUAAGAAGCAAAGAAAGGAGCAGCUCAUCCGGCAGGAUGAACUGGAGAAGGAUCAGGAUCCGGCCUCUGACGUGGAUUCAGAGCACGAGACUGAAGACAUGCCCGAGGAAGCCUUGGGAGAUCACUAUCGACCUGUCCAGAUCUUCUUCUGCAGUCGAACGCACUCGCAACUGAGCCAAAUAGUUUCCGAACUUCGCAAAACUUCGUUCAACCAGUCGGUAAGGUGCAUCUCUUUGGGUUCCCGUCAGCAGUUGUGCUGUAAUCCGCAAGUGCGCAGUCUGAAAAACGUGGGACUAAUGAACGAACGGUGUUUGGAAAUGGCUACCCAGAAAGAUCAGCCCAAUCCGACCAAGAAAAGUCGACUCACUAUGAAAGCUAACGGUAGAUGCUCGUUUAAAGCGGCGGCCUUGGUGGAUUCGCUCAGGGAUUUGGCACUGAGUGAACCCCUAGACAUUGAGGAGCUAGCCAACGAGGGAAUCGCUUGUGGCGGCUGCUCGUAUUACGCCUCCAGAUCUGCCCUAAAGCAGGCCCAACUGAUUCUGCUGCCCUACCAGUUGCUACUCCACAAAUCCGCUCGGCAACAGCUGGGCAUUAAUUUAAAAGGAUCGAUUGUACUAGUCGAUGAAGCCCACAAUCUUUUGGAAUGUUUGGCGCAGUUGCAUGGCGCCGAGAUCAACCGCCAGCAAUUAGAGCGAGCUAAAGUGGAGGUCUCCGCCUACAAGGAUCAUUUCCAAAAGCGUUUCAGCACCAGUAAUCUCUUGAAAAUAAACCAAAUUAUCUUUAUAGUUCGACGGCUUCUCAAAAGUCUUGAUCAAGGUGAGGAAAGCCAGUCUAAGAGCUCAAGGAUGCUGCGCACCUAUGAGCUUACCGCCGAGGGAGAUUUUUUUAACAUUAAUCUGAGCGAGCUCCUGGAUUUUUGUGCACGCACACGUUUCGCUAGAAAAGUUCAGGGACAUGCGGCCAAGAUGCAGAGGGCACCCCAGCCCAAUGAGAAUCAGCCUCCUUUGUCAUCAGCAAGGAGUUUGAUCCUCAAAAGAUUAGCCAACGAGCAAAAGCAAAAGGAGAUCAUUAAGCAAGGAAAGCGGAAACUAGGCGACAUAGAGGAUAAGGUCGAGGAGCCGGCAAAGAUUAUUCCCUUGAAAGAAACGCCGUCGCCGAUAAGACCUCUGCUGGCGUUUCUUGAAACGCUCACCAGCAAUGCAGAGGACGGUAGGAUAUUACUUGAUCCUAAAGAGGGAACGAUUAAAUAUUUACUGCUCGACCCCGCUGAGCAGUUUUCGGAUAUCUUGAGCGAAGCAAGAGCGAUCGUUAUUGCCGGGGGAACCAUGCAGCCCACUCAAGAGCUAAAAGAGCAGCUUUUUGCCAGCUGCCAAGAGCGGCUAGUAGAGCGUUUUUACAGGCAUGUUGUGCCCGACGAAGCCGUCUUGCCUUUUGUGGUAUCUAAUGGUCCAAAGGGUGCACUCUUGCAUUUCAACUUUGCCCAGAGAUCUAGUCCAGAAAUGAUGCAGGAGCUCUCAAUGGUGCUCCAGAAUCUCUGCCAAGUGGUUCCAGGUGGAGUGAUUUGCUUUUUGCCCUCAUACGAGUAUUUGGAGAAAGUUUACAAUCAUCUGGAGCUGUCGGGAACCCACGAGAGGAUUAGUCGCAGGAAGACGGUCUUCCGGGAGGUCGCGGGAUCAGCGGAACAACUCUUGGAGAAGUAUGCACUGGCCAUCAAGGAACCGAGAUCGGGCGGAGCUCUCCUUUUGAGUGUCGUCGGAGGAAAACUCUCUGAGGGGCUGAACUUUGCCGACGAUCUUGGCAGAGCAGUUCUAGUCGUUGGUCUUCCGUACCCCAAUCGCCAGUCGCCAGAGCUGCAGCAGCGAAUGCGGCACCUGGAUGAGAAACUGGGACCAGGAUCAGGCAACGAAUUUUACGAGAAUCUCUGCAUGAAAGCUGUGAACCAGUGUAUUGGACGAGCAGUUCGACACAUAAAGGACUACGCUUGCAUUUAUCUUUUGGAUGAACGCUUUGCGAACGCCAGGAUUCAGAGAAAACUUCCCGAAUGGAUUUCCCGCCACAUUGUGGAGGCGAGUACCGAAAGGGGUGGCUUUGGAGUAGUUCAAGCUCGUACUGCUAGUUUUUUUAAAAGCAGAUAAGGAAUCUUUGAACCUAAUCAUAAGCAGUCAUUUCAAAAAUGUCAUUGUUUUAGGUUUUUUUUUAUACUUUUUGUGUAUUAUACUUUGGUAGAAAACCAAGUUAAGUGUAAGACUUACAAACCAUGUUUAUAAUUAAAAAUUGAAA
Drosophila ficusphila is the source of this 2776-nucleotide messenger RNA. RefSeq names its product ATP-dependent DNA helicase DDX11. Bases 70 to 2631 code for a protein of 853 amino acids. Gene Ontology annotation, cellular component: nucleus. The transcript is spliced from 3 exons. Gene Ontology annotation, biological process: nucleobase-containing compound metabolic process; establishment of sister chromatid cohesion. Gene Ontology annotation, molecular function: DNA binding; ATP binding; hydrolase activity, acting on acid anhydrides, in phosphorus-containing anhydrides. NCBI's taxonomy places the organism in Eukaryota, Metazoa, Arthropoda, Insecta, Diptera, Drosophilidae. The record is from RefSeq and is a predicted model, not a curated record.